CUUUCACCCAGUUUGUCUCCUGCGAGCUCCCGUACCAUCGCCUUGUUACCAAGGCAGCCAGGAAGAAGCUGUGAGGACGGGAGCGGACUGAGCAGCUAUGGGCUCCCGAUAGGCUGCCACCAUGGGCACCGCAUCCUCUUUGGUCAGCCCGGGAGAGGUGAUCGAAGACGGGUAUGGGGGUGAAGGUGGAGAAGCCUGUGAGAUCCCAGUGGAGGUCAAACCCAAAGCCCGGCUCCUGCGCAGUUCCUUCCGCAGAGGACCUCGGGUGAUCGGGGCCAGUUUUAAGUCCACGGGCUCUGUGGAUCUGGAGUAUGCUGCAGAGUAUGAAAGACUGCGGAAAGAGUAUGAGAUCUUCCGUGUCAGCAAGAAUAACGAGAUCUCGUCCAUGCAGAAGAAGGAGGCCAAGCUGGAUGAGGAGAACAAGAGGCUGAGAGCUGAGCUCCAGGCUCUGCAGAAGACCUACCAGAAGAUCCUCAGAGAGAAAGAGAGCGCCCUUGAGGCAAAGUACCAAGCUAUGGAGAGAGCCGCCACCUUUGAACAUGACCGGGACAAAGUUAAACGACAGUUUAAGAUUUUCCGGGAGACGAAAGAAAAGGAGAUUCAGGAUCUCCUGCGAGCCAAGAGGGACUUGGAGGCCAAGAUGCAACAGUUGCAGGCUCAGGGCAUCCAGGUCUAUGACCCCAAUGAUUCUGACUCAGACGACAACCAAACCACUGUCACUGCUGCAGGGACACAGUGUGAAUACUGGUCCGGUGGUGUGCUGGGAAGUGAGCCCUCUAUGGGUAGCAUGAUGCAGCUGCAACAGACCUUCCGGGGCCCAGAGUUCGCUCACAGUCUGAUAGAUGUGGAGGGACCCUUUGCAAAUGUCAGCAGAGAUGACUGGGAUGCUGCAGUGGCCAGUCUCCUUCAGGUCUCCCCUCAUGUGCCCCAGGCCUUAUGGAGUAACACAGUGCGCUGCUACCUGAUCUUCACCCAGGAGACCAGAGCUGAGCUUGAUAUCUUUAUUAAGAAACACUCCCCUGUGUUACGGAGAAUGUGUGAGGGUCUCGGUCAUUUCUACCUGAACGUCUGCUUCCCAGAGGAGAACGCUGCCAAAUACGCUGUGGAGCGCAGGCAGGAGAUUGAAAGGAGCUCUGUGUGUGUGCUUCUUCUCAAAUCUGCUGUCACUAGCUCUGUGGUGGAGGAUUGUGAGGAGGCUUUUGUGAAGAAUCCAGAUGGCCAUCCGCUAGUGCUCUACCUCAGGACUGGAGAAGAUCACAAUUUGACUGAACCCACCAGGCAACUGUUAGAGAGGAUCAAUGCUGCAGACAAAGCUGCUAAAGUGAAGAUGCCUCACGGUGCUUGUGCUGACAUGUUUUCAACAUUAACCCAGGUGGUGGAUCAUAGUGGCUCUGCAGAGGAGGGUGCCGACCUGAUUUAUGCUCAACUAGAGAAAGUCAUCAAACAGGAGCUGCUGGGUCUUGAAGGAGCAGACGUUGACUCUAAGGACUCUGGUAUAGAGGAGGGACGAGAGGAAGACUCAGGAGAUGUGCUGUGGGACCUGCACGAUGAACAGGAGCAGAUUGAAUCCUACCAGCAAGCCUGUAACAGCACCACCUCCCAGUUAGGUUUCCAGAAGUAUAUAGAUCGUUUGAAUGACAUGAUUGCGGCUCCCCCUCCCACCCCUCCUCUGCUGGUGUCUGGUGGUCCAGGCUCAGGGAAGUCUCUCCUGCUCUCCAAAUGGAUCGAGCAGCAGCAGAAGCAGUCCCCCAACACCUUGUUCCUUUAUCAUUUUGUUGGUCGCCCACUUUCCACGAGCUCAGAGCCAGUUCUCAUUAUCAAACGCCUCACAGUCAAACUGCUGCAGCACUUCUGGUCUAUUUCUGGCUUGUCCAUGGAACCCAGUAAGAUCUUGGAGGAGUUUCCUCGCUGGCUUGAAAGACUGUCAGCACGGCAUCAAGGAAACAUCAUCAUCAUCAUCGAUUCUAUUGACCAAAUACAGCAAGCAGAAAGACACAUGAAGUGGCUGAUUGACCCUCUUCCCGUUAACGUAAGAGUGGUGGUGUCUGUCAACGUAGAGACGUGUCCUCAAGCUUGGAGGUUGUGGCCCACGCUCCACUUAGACCCACUGAGUCCCAGAGAGGUCAGAAGUGUCGUUAAUGCAGAGUGCCAGAGCAUGGAUCUCAAAUUUACUAAAGACCAGGAGAAGAAGCUGGAAAGGCACUGUCGCUCUGCGUCCACCUGCAAUGCAUUAUAUGUCACACUUCUGGCAAGGAUGAUCAUCAGUAUAUCAUGUUGGUCACUGGAGAAGAGCCUGGAGCAGUGUCUGCAGUGUCAGGACACCAUGUCACUCUACCGCCAGGCACUCAAGAUGACACUGAACUCCCUGAACACAGACAGAGAGCGACACAUCAUGAGAGAGAUACUGUGUCUGGUAUGUGCCAGCCAUAAUGGAGUGAGUGAAUCAGAGGUACUAGACCUUUUCCCAGAAGUGGAGUUGCCGGUCCUGUCCUCUCUGCUUUACCGCCUGAACAGACUCUGCUUUGUAACCCUCCGUUGUGGGCUCAUCAGGUUUCAACACCUGCAGGCUUGGGAAGCUGUGAGGUUGGAGUUUCUGGGCGGAGGAAGUAGCUCUGCUGCUUACAGAGAGAAACUCAUACAUUACUUCAGUCAGCAACUCAGCCAGGACCGGGUGACUUGGCGUGUUGCAGAUGAGCUGCCCUGGCUGCUCCAACAGCAGGAGGAUAGGACUAAACUACAGCUUAGCCUCCUGAACCUGUUUGUCUCCCAAAACCUCUACAAGAGGGGGCAUUUCUCUGAGCUGCUAGCUUAUUGGCAAUAUGUAGGCAAAGACAAAAACUCCAUGGCAACUGAGUACUUUGACUCCCUGAAACACUAUGAGAAGAGCUGUGAGAGCGAAGACAGCAUGACCAAGCUGGCAAACUUGUAUGAGACCUUGGGACGCUUCCUCAAAGACCUGGGCCUCCCUAGUCAGGCUGUAGCCCCUUUACAAAGGUCCCUUGAGAUCCGGGAGACAGCCUUGGACCCGGACCAUCCCAGCGUAGCUCACUCCCUGCACCAGCUGGCCGGGGUUUAUGUUCAGUGGAAGAAGUACGGCAACGCUGAGCAGCUGUACAAGCAGGCCCUGGAGAUAAGUGAGAACGCCUAUGGAGCCGAGCAUGCCAGCGUGGCACGAGAGCUGGAGUCACUUGCGAUGCUCUAUCAGAAACAAAACAAGUACGAACAAGCCGAGAAACUCAGGAAGAUGUCAGUAAAGAUCCGUCAGAAAACUGCUCGCCAGAAAGGUCAUAUGUAUGGCUUCACUUUGUUGAGGCGCAGAGCCCUACAGCUGGAAGAGCUGACCCUGGGAAAAGAUUCUGCAGACUGUGCCAAGACACUUAAUGAACUGGGUGUCCUGUACUACCUCCAAAACAACCUGGAUGCAGCCAAGGUAUUCUUGACACGCUCUCUGGAGAUGCGUCAGCGUGUCCUUGGGCCAGAUCACCCAGAUUGUGCUCAGUCCCUCAACAACCUGGCUGCAUUGCACACAGAGAGGAGGGAGUAUGAGACAGCUGAGGACAUGUACGAGAGGGCGCUAGACAUUCGCAAGAAGGCCUUGUCCCCAGACCACCCGUCGCUGGCAUACACGCUCAAACACCUGGCCAUGCUCUAUAAACGCAGAGGGAAGCUGGAAAAGGCAGUGCCGCUGUAUGAGCUGUCUCUGGAAAUCAGGGAAAAAAGUUUUGGGCCCAAACAUCCCAGUGUGGCCACAGCACUGGUUAAUCUGGCUGUAAUCUACUGCCAGCUGAAGAAGCACGGUGACGCCUUGCCUCUUUAUGAACGGGCACUGAAAGUGUAUGAGGAUAGUUUGGGGCGUUCACACCCACGAGUCGGAGAGACCCUAAAAAACCUGGCUGUGCUGAGCUACGAAGAGGGCGAUUUCGAGAAGGCGGCAGAGCUUUACAAACGUGCAAUGGAGAUAAAGGAGGCAGAGCCAUCGUUGGUGUGUGGGAACGCUCUGUCACGUCACUCCUCCAGCGGGGACACGUUCAGUCUGAGAGGACCUGCUCCCCUCCCACAUGUCCCGAGGUGACUCCAUUCAGCCACUUAGUGCCACGGAACAAUUAAAGCUGUUGUGACAGCUCUACCAUAGAAUAAAAAAUAAAAAAAAAACAUUCCUGGACCAUGGUUUUAUCAAAAAAAGGGAACCAUCCUGGUCAUCACACUGUGAUUGUUGCCUAGAUGGAGGUUUAAUAUACUGUUCCUGCCAGUAUAAUUAUGAAGUCUGCCGUAUUAGUCUGUGAAACCUAUGUAUUUGCCAAAAGUAUUUAUUAAUAUUUUUAACAUAAUCAAGUGUUAGGAACUUUGAACUUCCUUUUAAAUAAAUCCUUUUAUAGGUCUGGAACUCAGGUUUACACUUAAUCCAGACUGAAACAAACUCAAAAUAGAAAUGCCAUGAAGGUUUGUCAUAACCUCACCCAUCAAACAUGAUUAAUAACCAGACACAUUCAGUGCUUUCUAAUGCUCAUCACAUAUUACUCUAUGCACUUUCUCUUUUGUGAAUUAAGGAUACAGGUUCCAUCAAUUUCAAAUGACUAAAUUCAGUUUUUAAAAAAAGGGCUUUUCAAGUUAAGGAGAUGAAGUAUGAAAUACCAAACCUUUCAACAGCUCAGUCUGAUUAUGCUGUUACGUCUCACCAAAACUAUUCAGACCUCAGACAGAUUGGUUGCCAAGUCUACAUUCCUGAUGUCCUGAAUGAAGGAUUUUUAUAGAGCUACUGUCUCUCAAAUCAAAUGUGAGCAUUGUGCAAAAUUGGUACAUUUAUAUGUUGUUAAAAUACAAUUUAUGUUUACAUUACAUAAUGUUUACCUACUAGUAUCAAGUGUUGUAUGUAAUCCAAAAUUGUAGAAGAUAAAUGUUCAAAAUCAAGACCAUGUAUGAGGAAACAUCACUUCUGGUACUGAUUUCAUGCUGUGCUUUUAGCAAAACUUUAAUGUCUGUGUUCAUUUACAAAAAGUAUUUUAAUGGAUUUGCCAAAACCACGAUGGUGCCACAUGUUAAAAUACACUAAAGUAAAGAUUUAUUGUCUGAUCGAAUGUACAUGAAUCCAAAAUGGAAACUAAAACCUUGUUUCAUUGCUAAAUUUAGUGCAUACGUGCAUAUCUGACGUGUAUGUAAAAAAUGUAUUCAUGUGUUAAUGUAAAAUAGAAAAUCUGUACAGGACAGCAAUGAAAAAAGAAAAUCACUCCUCUCACAUCCAAAAUAUAGAGAUGAUUGUAUCCCAUCUAAUAAAUACUUUAUUGAGACAA
Messenger RNA from Larimichthys crocea (large yellow croaker), 5288 nucleotides. It is a transcript of the gene nphp3, whose product is annotated as nephronophthisis 3. Gene Ontology annotation, molecular function: protein binding. The record is from RefSeq and is a predicted model, not a curated record. NCBI's taxonomy places the organism in Eukaryota, Metazoa, Chordata, Actinopteri, Sciaenidae. The transcript is spliced from 28 exons. Gene Ontology annotation, cellular component: ciliary base; ciliary inversin compartment. Gene Ontology annotation, biological process: kidney development; determination of left/right symmetry; convergent extension. Bases 122 to 4072 code for a protein of 1316 amino acids.